AUGGACAGCACCGGACGGCGCUCGCCGCCGCCGCACAGCUCGGCGGCCGCCCUGCGCGCCCUCGCCGCCGAGCCGCAGCGCCUGCGCCAUGCCUACGGGCGCGUGGGCCUCGCGGGGCUGGCGGCCAACGCCCACGUCGUGCUCUGUGCCGCCGUCGCCUGUCUCGGCGGCCUGCUCUUCGGCUACGACCAAGGCGUCGUGAGCGUCACGCUCGUCAUGCCGCAGUUCAUCGCCGUCGUGCCGCGCAUCGCCGACGGCCACCCGUCGGCCGGCUUCUGGAAGGGCUUCCUCACGGCGCUGCUGCAGCUCGGCGCGUGUCUGGGCGCCGUGAGCGCCGGCUACGUGGCCGACCGCUUCAGCCGCCGCGGCGCAAUCCUCGCCGGCGUGGCGUGGUUCGUGCUCGGCUCUGCGAUCCAGACGGGCGCCGUCAACUAUGCCAUGCUCGUCGUCGGCCGCUUCCUCGGCGGCAUCGGCAUCGGCACACUGAGCAUGGUCGCGCCGCUCUACGUGUCCGAGAUCUCGCCGCCGUCGAUUCGCGGCGUGCUGCUCGGCCUCGAGGAGUUCUGCAUCGUGUUCGGCAUCUGCGUCGCAUACUACGUGAAUCACCUACGGCUCGCGCAAUAUCGCCAGGACAGCGAGUGGGCAUGGCGCUUUCCCUUCUUGCUGCAGAUCGCACCGGCGCUGCUGCUCCUGGUGGGCGUGUACUUUCUGCCAUACUCGCCGCGCUGGCUCGCCACUCGCGGGCGCCGCACCGAGGCGCUGGCCGUGCUCGCGCGCCUGCGCAACCGGCCGCCACACGACAGCCUCGUGCAGGCCGAGCUCAUCGACAUUCUUGCCGAGGCACAGCUGCACGCCGAGAUCCGCGAGGAGCGGCAUCCGGGGGCCAACGGCUUCAUGCGCGAGUUCUGGAGCUGGGUCGACUGCCUGCGCGCCGGCUGUGUGCGGCGCACCGGUGUCGGCGUGUGCGUCAUGUUCUUCCAGCAGCUGGUCGGCAUCAACGCCUUAAUCUACUACGCACCGACGCUCUUCGCUGCACUGGGCCUCAGCUACGACCUCUCCCUCAUCAUGGCAGGCGUGGCGAACCUGUGCCAGCUGCUCGGCGUCGUCCUCUCGUUCUUCUUCAUCGACAAGAUCGGGCGCAAGCCGCUGCUGGCGUUCGGCAGCAUCGGCACGACGGUGUGCCUCCUGAUCACUGCCGUCCUCACGGCACUCUUUGCGAGCAACUGGCCGGCCCACCAGGUCGACGCCUGGGUGGCCGUCUCGAUGCUGCUCGUCUACAUGGUCGUGUUUGGGCUCAGCUGGGGCCCCGUGCCGUGGGCCAUGCCGGCCGAGAUCUUCCCCUCGUCGCUGCGCGCAAAGGGCGUGGCGCUGAGCACGCUCAGCAACUGGUUCUUCAACUUCACCGUUGGGUUGAUCACGCCUCCGCUCGUGGAGGGUACGUCGUACGGCGCGUUCGUCUUCUUCUGCGUCUUUGCGUUCCUGUCGAUCUUCUGGGUCCUCUGGGCAUGCCCGGAGACGGCGGGCGUUCCGCUCGAGCAGCUCGAUAACGUCUUCAAAGACCGCACGGGCGAGCGCGACCGCGCACGCGCGCUCCGCAUCCAGCAGCAGCUCAUUGCCGAGCAGCUGGAGAAGCUUGGCAGCGUGGAGCGCCUCAGCGGAGAGGCCAAGGACUGA
Molecule: messenger RNA, 1674 nt
Organism: Tilletiopsis washingtonensis
Lineage: Eukaryota; Fungi; Basidiomycota; Exobasidiomycetes; Entylomatales
Product: general substrate transporter
Exons: 15
Coding region: 1-1674 (557 amino acids)
Biological process (GO): carbohydrate transport; transmembrane transport
Cellular component (GO): membrane
Molecular function (GO): carbohydrate:proton symporter activity
Source: RefSeq, a predicted model, not a curated record